Messenger RNA from Fomitopsis serialis, 998 nucleotides. RefSeq lists its product as uncharacterized. The record is from RefSeq and is a predicted model, not a curated record. The coding region runs from base 158 to 514 and encodes 118 amino acids. The transcript has 2 exons. NCBI's taxonomy places the organism in Eukaryota, Fungi, Basidiomycota, Agaricomycetes, Polyporales, Fomitopsidaceae.
CGCCUGCCCAACCGCACCUCAAGAGACUUGUGGUCUAUCUCAGCAGAUCUACUGCGCGCUCGACCGCCUCUUCUCGAACCUGCGUGUCUCUGGGGCAUGCAACUUGGCCAGGCGAACUCGGGCUCGCGCGAUGCGCAUCUAACGUGACGAGCGUGGGAUGGAAGGGACAGCAAGACGAAGGACGAGGAGGGGCGGCAGAUUGAAUGACGAAUACGAGGAGAGGGAUGACCAUAGCAAGGGUGCGCACAACAGCUUUUCCCUAGUGCUGCCCGUGCGCCCGUGCGACCCGGCAUAUCGACGAACAGUCAAUUCAUCGCGCCUACUCGCCACCGGCCAGUGUGCCUGCUCGUCUGGUUACCCGCAGCCUUUUGAUGGUCUGCUCACUCGUUCGCCGGCAUUUACCCACUCGCUCGCUCUGCCUAUCUACCUACUCGCCUGCCCCUUCCUCACUCAUAUGGAUGCCUUUUUGCCUGCCGCAUUGUUUGCCCUCCCGCCUGCCUCUUCGUUCGACUAGUACCCGGCACUUGUUGACCUCCUGAUCAUAGUUCUACUCUGUCUGCACAACCAUCUUCCCCCCCGUCACGUCCCCGCCACACUCCUCACGUCCAAAUCUACUCGUCCGCGCCCGCCUCCUGUCAUAUCCGAUACAACACUGCCUAAUCCGGUCCGUCUCGCCAUCCCGAAAAUGGAUGGCGACCGCUCGCCACCCUCCGCCCUCGACACUCUCCCUACCUCCCUCACGCCAUCUUCGACCGUCUACUCGCUCCCGAGUCCUGGCUUCUACCUGGCGUCUCUUCUCACUCCGUUCGUCGUCCCGUCGCAGUCUCACGUCCCCGCGCCCUGCCCACCAGCAGCCACGAUGCGCGACUGCAUCCCCGUCUCACACCGUCCGCCGCCUCAUCAGAGUUUGGACCCACACACGGCCACAUCGCACAGGUCUCCUGUCGCCCUCCCUGCCAACAUCUCACGUCCCCGCACCCCAUCCGCCAGCAGCCACA